This is a messenger RNA of Caenorhabditis angaria, 1837 nucleotides long. The record is from the annotation of a GenBank genome assembly. Lineage: Eukaryota; Metazoa; Nematoda; Chromadorea; Rhabditida; Rhabditidae.
AUGGGAAGUAAGUUGGAUAUUUUCAGAUAGUUUUUCUGGAAAGCAGGCCUGAUGAAUAAAUAAGUAACUGAACUAAUAUAUUUCUUUUUUCCAGUCAAGUUCCUCGAAUUCGUCAAGCCGUUCUGCGGCUUCGUGCCGGAGGUCUCGAAGCCAGAGCGAAAAAUUCAAUUCCGUGAAAAGAUGCUCUGGACCGCCAUCACACUUUUCGUCUUCUUGGUGUGUUGUCAGAUUCCACUUUUCGGAAUCAUGUCGACUGAUUCGGCUGAUCCAUUCUACUGGCUUCGUGUGAUUAUGGCAUCGAAUCGUGGUACUUUGAUGGAGUUGGGUAUUUCGCCAAUCGUCACUUCUGGAUUGAUCAUGCAACUUUUGGCUGGUGCCAAGAUUAUUGAAGUUGGAGAUACACCAAAGGAUCGUGCGCUUUUCAACGGAGCUCAAAAAUGUGAGUUUUUUCUACAAAGACUUUUCUAUAUCAAAAUUUAAAUUUUUCCAGUGUUCGGUAUGGUUAUCACUGUUGGACAAGCUAUUGUCUACGUUAUGUCUGGAUUGUACGGAGAGCCAUCAGAAAUCGGAGCCGGAAUCUGUCUCUUGAUCGUUGUCCAACUCGUCAUCGCCGGUCUCAUUGUUCUCCUUCUCGACGAACUUCUCCAAAAAGGCUACGGUCUCGGCUCAGGAAUCUCGCUCUUCAUCGCCACCAACAUUUGCGAAACCAUCGUCUGGAAAGCCUUCUCGCCAGCCACAAUGAACACUGGACGUGGAACCGAAUUCGAAGGAGCCGUCAUCGCCCUCUUCCACCUUUUGGCCACCAGAUCUGACAAAGUUCGCGCUCUUCGUGAGGCUUUCUAUCGUCAAAACUUGCCAAAUUUGAUGAAUUUGAUGGCGACUUUCCUCGUUUUCGCUGUGGUUAUCUACUUCCAAGGAUUCCGUGUCGAUCUUCCAAUCAAAUCUGCUCGUUAUCGUGGACAAUACAGCAGUUAUCCAAUCAAAUUGUUCUACACCUCGAAUAUUCCAAUCAUUCUUCAAUCGGCUCUUGUUUCAAAUCUCUACGUCAUUUCACAGGUAAUUUUUGGACUUUUUCAGAGGAAAAGGGAAAAGAUAGUAUCUUUUUUGCGGAGAGAUGACCUUGGGUCUGACCUAGAUUAGGAAUUUCAGAAUCCUUCAAAUCAAAAUUUUCGGCUGAAAGUGACAAAGUUUAAAAUUUAAAAAAAAAUGAAAUUUUCUAAAAAUCAAGAAUUUUGGAAAAUGAAAGAAUCUGAAAUUUUCAGCCAAAAAAAACAAAAUAUAAAUUUUUCGAAUAAAAAUGGAAAACUUUCAAAAACCAAUAUCAUUCCAGAUGCUUGCCUCGAAAUUCGGUGGAAACUUCUUGAUCAACUUGCUCGGAACCUGGUCAGAUGCUUCAGGAAGCUACAGAAGCUACCCAACCGGUGGACUCUGCUACUAUCUCUCCCCACCAGACACUCUCGGACACAUUUUGGAAGAUCCACUCCACUGCAUCGUCUACAUUGUCUUCAUGCUCGGAUCAUGCGCCUUCUUCUCAAAAACCUGGAUCGACGUGUCUGGCUCAUCGGCCAAAGAUGUUGCCAAACAAUUGAAAGAACAACAAAUGGUUAUGCGCGGACAUCGUGAAAAAUCAAUGAUCCACGAAUUGAACAGAUAUAUCCCAACAGCCGCCGCGUUCGGAGGACUCUGUAUUGGAGCACUUUCGGUAACUGCCGAUUUUAUGGGAGCCAUUGGAAGUGGAACUGGUAUUUUGUUGGCCGUCACAAUUAUCUAUCAAUAUUUCGAGAUUUUUGUUAAAGAACAACAAGAAAUGGGAGGAGUAGCCGCCAUGUUCUUCUAG